Molecule: messenger RNA, 2244 nt
Organism: Adineta ricciae
Lineage: Eukaryota; Metazoa; Rotifera; Eurotatoria; Adinetida; Adinetidae
Source: the annotation of a GenBank genome assembly
AUGAAUGGCGGAACAGAUUAUCGUCGGUUUCUUUCUGCUCAUUUACAAUAUCUCCAAGGACUAUGUCAACUUUCAAUAGACUCAGCGAAUAAUUCAAUCCAUGAGUUUCUCACUUCAUUAUUAGUUAUUACCGAACUUUUACCAAAGGAUAAUUUUGAUGAUCGCCUCACGAGCUUAAUUGAACAAAGCAAAUUGAAAGCUCCGACUUUGUUGUCUACUCUUCUUCUUUUCACUCAAAGUAUUAUACAUGGAAAUGCCUUCCAAUCAACUUAUGGAACAAAUUUCCAAUAUAUUUAUGUAGAUGGAAAUGUAGCACUUCCUGAAGCCGAACAAGCGUUCAUAUAUGAUGAUGAUUGUUCUUGUGAUGCUUCUCCGAGUUGUACAACUCAAGCCAGUUUUAUUCAGGUGAACUCCUCCCAGAACGCUUCCGUCAAAGGAAUGAAAAUGGGAUGUACGCCAAGUGAGUCACUGCUUGCUUCGACUCUCGAGUGUUUUUACGAUCAAUCAUGUUUGGAUCUUAUUCAAAACUAUACUAAUUCUCGUAAUUCAUCAAACCCUCUUUCGACAACAUCGAGCCGUUUUUCACAAAACACAACAGUCGAUGAACUUCGACAGAAUCUGUUUAUAGAAGAAUGGUCAACCGCAAUGAAUUAUUCGUCUUAUUAUGCACAAUGUUCGCCUUCAGUCUGUUCUUAUACAAGUGUUGCGCAAUUUAAUAUUCUAUACACAAUCACUCUUAUCCUUGGUCUUCAAGGCGGUUUGACUAUUGUUCUCAAAUGGAUUUGUCCAAAACUCGUUCGAAUUGGAUCAAAGAUCUAUUAUAAUCGGAAAAAGCGAGCAUCUUCUAUCCAUCCUGUUGACGUUCUUGAAAUGUCAUCCAGUAUAACGAAUAAGACAGUCAUUCAAAAUACAACUUCAAAUCUUGAGAAUAGACCAAUGGAAACACCAUCUCAGAAGGAUUUUGCAUUACACAGUCGAUGGUAUUUCAAGACGAUGUUCAUCGUUGUAUCAGUGACAUGCUUAUUAGUUGGUAUAGCUAUUUUUUCAAUUUAUUACGCUCGACAAGGUUCGACGACAACCACACCAACCAGCGGCAAUUUAAACACAAUGCUAACCACAAUUACAUCAACAACUUCUAGUGUUUCAGGAUCAACAUGCCAAUUAAAAGUUAAACGACAAUCAAUUAAUAUACAGUGUGCAUUCUCGACUAUCAGCAUAUAUAAAAUUGCUGAUGUAAACAAUGAUAAUCGAGUUGAUCUUAUCUUUUGCUGUGAUAAUAGUUCCACAGUGAACGUCUUAUUAGCAAAUUCGAACGGUUCGUUUGGAGAAGUGAUACCAAUUUAUGUAGGUGGAGAUAUAAUUAAGAUCUAUGUUGACGACAUGAACAAUGAUGGUGUAGUCGAUCUAAUUGUGUUAUGCUACAUCCAGUACCUCAAUUUGAUCUUAUUCUUAUUUGGCAAUGGUGAUGGAACUUUCCAAUUAGCAAACAUACCGUAUAUUUGGCUGAUUUCAUCUCCAGCUGAUGUUAGCGUAGCCGAUAUUAACAAGGACAAUAUCCUGGAUAUCACCGUCACAUUCCGGUAUUUUGAUGCUGUUUAUGUUUUUUAUGGAUACGGCAAUGGAUCAUUUUCAUCAAGUUCAAUGCUAUUCAUAGAACUUACUAGUGAUCCGCAGCAACUAGCUGCCGGUGAUUUCGACAAUGAUGGCUAUACAGAUAUUGCCGUGUUAAACAGUCGGUCUCUCCAUAUUCAUGUAUUUUUGAGAAAUUCCAAUGGAAGCUUUCCAUUACCGACAUGGCUAUACACUGCAUACGAUAUUAAUCAAUAUCGAAUGCUAGCUGGUGAUUUCGAUAAUGACCAUCAAUCCGAUAUUGUAUAUUUCCAUAGCUGGGAAAAUACAGAAUUAAUACUAUAUCGAUAUAACAAUGGUGCUUUUCAUACUGAUCAGCAAAUUGUCAUAGAUACUUCAGUAUUAUUAAAUUCAAAGCCAAUAGUUAUACACGAUAUCAAUAAUGAUAAUUACUCAGACAUCAUUAUUGGUUCACUUUUAUCGGAUGAAAUUUAUGGUCUUCUAGCAGACGGAAGCGGACAUUUUCAAACACAAACUUUUUAUUCAAGGCUACUUAUUAAUUCUUCAUAUGACAUCAACGACUUUAAUGACAGUUCUUGUCAUGAAAUAAUCAAUAUGAGCAUAAUUAACAAUACUUUAUAUAUUCUUUUCAAUACAUGUCAAUGUCCAACAUAA